CUAUACGGACAGUGAAUGCGGCACAAGAGAGUGUGAGAGAGUGAGAGAGACAGUGAGAGAGGGAGAGGGCGAGAAAGAGAGAUCGAAGGAGAGAGAAAGGGAGAGAGAAAGCCGACAACUGUCUUACACUGUAUUUUUUUUGCUUCAGGGUUCCAAGAAACAAACAAGAACACAAAAACGUUUGUAAUAUACUCCGAAAGAGAAAAAGUGAGAGAGCACGCUGAGAAGCGUUUUAUUACUUUUCUGCCAGGCUGAACUGUUAUUCCGAGGUACCGUGUCCUACGUGGAGAUUUCUUUAAUUCACAGAACGUAUGCAUGAUACGUUUAUGUGCAUAAUUGUUUAGACAGGGUGUACAAAAAUAUAACAGUAAGUUAUGGAAUAAUGAAUAUUCGUCUCUGUGACAGUUGACCUAUUAAAACAUCGACGCGUUUAAAUAAGUAUUUACUUAAACCUUGAAAUCGUCGUGUACAUUUUUUUAUUCGUUUAAGUGUGUUUUUCUCUUUUUCUGCAGCUUUCUGCGUUUAGAACAUUUCACAAGUGUACCUAUGAAUACCGUUCUCUCCUAGGGAUCGCCUAUAUAUUUCAGCGCAGGAGACACUGAAGACAGCGGAUUACAAUGUUCAGGAUUUUUGAGGUUUUGGCCACUUUAGUGGUUGUCUCCUUCAUGGUUGAAAGGGUUCAUUGCGGUUAUGGGAUGAGCAUGUUCGCAGCUCAGACGUCUCCGCCGGAUCCGUGUUACGACGAGAAUGGCAACCCCAGGAGAUGCAUCCCCGAUUUCGUGAACUCCGCGUUCGGGAAGGAAGUGCGUGUUUCCAGCACCUGUGGAAAACCGCCCGCUAGGUACUGCGUAGUGACGGAAAAAGGAGACGAGAGGAACAGGAACUGUCACAUUUGCGAUGCCGGUGACCCUAAGAAGCAUCACCCACCGGCAUAUUUGACAGAUCUUAACAACCCUCAUAACCUCACUUGUUGGCAAUCGGAAAACUACGUCCAGUACCCGCAGAAUGUCACGAUGACACUGUCCCUGGGUAAAAAAUUUGAAGUGACUUACGUGAGCCUGCAGUUUUGCUCCCCGCGACCCGAAUCUAUGGCGAUAUUUAAGUCAAUGGACUACGGAAAAACCUGGGUCCCGUUCCAGUUUUAUUCCACCCAGUGCAGGAAAAUGUAUAAUAAACAAAACAAGGCAGCUAUCACCAAGCAGAACGAACAAGAAGCCAUCUGCACAGACUCUCACACGGAUAUGCAUCCACUCUCCGGGGGUCUUAUUGCAUUCAGCACCUUGGAUGGUAGACCCUCGGCGCAUGACUUUGAUAACUCGCCUGUGCUUCAGGACUGGGUCACCGCUACCGAUAUCAAAGUGACAUUCAGCCGACUGCACACUUUUGGGGAUGAGAACGAGGACGACUCGGAGCUCGCGCGGGACUCCUAUUUCUACGCAGUCUCGGACUUGCAGGUUGGCGGUCGCUGCAAGUGCAAUGGCCACGCGUCGAGGUGCGUAAAAGACCGGGAAGGAAACCUUGUUUGCGAAUGCAAGCACAACACUGCGGGCCCGGAGUGUGACAGAUGUAAACCGUUUCAUUACGAUCGACCUUGGCAGCGCGCUACAGCCCGAGAAGCCAACGAGUGUGUCGCCUGCAACUGCAACCUGCACGCUCGCCGCUGCCGCUUCAACAUGGAGCUGUACAAGCUGUCCGGCCGGCGGAGCGGCGGCGUCUGUCUCAACUGCCGGCACAACACUGCGGGGCGGCACUGCCACUACUGCAAGGAGGGCUACUACCGGGACCUGGCCAAGGCCAUCUCACACAGGAAGGCCUGCAAGGCGUGCGAAUGCCAUCCUGUGGGAGCCGCCGGCAAAACCUGCAACCAGACGACGGGUCAGUGCCCCUGCAAAGACGGCGUGACGGGCACCACGUGCAACCGGUGCGCUAAGGGCUACCAGCAGAGCCGCUCCCCCAUCGCCCCCUGCAUCAAGAUUCCCGUGGUGCCUCCCACGACGACUGCGAGCAGCACGGACGAGCCCACAGAUUGUGAUUCCUACUGCAAGGCGUCCAAAGGCAAGCUGAAGAUCAGCAUGAAGAAGUACUGCAAGAAAGAUCAUGCUCUCCAGGUGCACAUCCUGAAGGCAGACAAGGCUGGCGAGUGGUGGAAGUUCACGGUGAACGUCAUCUCCGUCUACAAGCAAGGGCAGAGCCGCAUCCGACGCGGGGACCAGCUCCUCUGGGUCAGGGCCAAGGACGUGGCCUGCAAGUGUCCCAAGAUCAAGCCUGGGAAGAAGUACCUGCUGCUGGGGAACAAUGACUCGUCCCCAGACCCGAGCGGCGUGGUGGCAGACAAGGCCAGCCUGGUCAUCCAAUGGCGGGACAUGUGGGCCCGGCGACUGAGAAAGUUCCAGCAGCGUGAGAAGAAGGGCAAAUGCAAGAAGGCCUAGAGC
This is a messenger RNA of Paramormyrops kingsleyae, 2432 nucleotides long. RefSeq names its product netrin 1a (gene ntn1a). NCBI's taxonomy places the organism in Eukaryota, Metazoa, Chordata, Actinopteri, Osteoglossiformes, Mormyridae. The record is from RefSeq and is a predicted model, not a curated record. Gene Ontology annotation, cellular component: basement membrane. Gene Ontology annotation, molecular function: protein binding. Gene Ontology annotation, biological process: dendrite development; animal organ morphogenesis; motor neuron axon guidance.